Diospyros lotus (date-plum) is the source of this 924-nucleotide messenger RNA. RefSeq names its product probable galacturonosyltransferase-like 4. NCBI's taxonomy places the organism in Eukaryota, Viridiplantae, Streptophyta, Magnoliopsida, Ericales, Ebenaceae. The record is from RefSeq and is a predicted model, not a curated record. Gene Ontology annotation, cellular component: Golgi apparatus. Gene Ontology annotation, molecular function: glycosyltransferase activity.
UCCCCAAUGUCCCCGUUCCGGGAAGCCCCCGCAUUCCGGAACGGCGACGCCUGCGACGCUGACCCGAUCCACAUUGCUAUGACACUCGAUGCAAAUUACCUCCGCGGCACCAUGGCCGCUGUCUUGUCCAUCCUCCAGCACUCCACCUGCCCGGAAAACGUGCGCUUCCAUUUCCUCUGGUCUCGGUUUGACGCGGAGAUCUAUUCCAGCAUCCGCUCCACCUUCCCUUACCUCAAUUUCAAGGUCUACCGCUUCGACGCCAACCGGGUCCGGGGCAAGAUUUCGAAAUCCAUCCGGCAGGCCCUCGAUCAACCACUCAACUACGCCCGAAUCUACCUAGCCGAUAUCAUUCCCGUGAGCGUGAAGCGCGUCAUCUACCUCGACUCCGACUUGGUCAUGGUGGACGACAUCGACAAGCUCUGGAAAGUCGACUUGGACGCCAAGGUCCUGGCCGCGCCCGAAUACUGCCACGCCAAUUUCACCAAGUACUUCACCGACGCCUUCUGGUCAGACCCGGCAUUGUCUAAAACUUUCUGGGGAAGAAAACCCUGCUACUUCAACACGGGGGUGAUGGUGGUGGACGUCGACAAAUGGCGGCAAGGGAGGUACACGACGAAGGUGGAGGACUGGAUGGCGGUGCAGAAGCAAAAGCGGAUCUACCAUCUGGGUUCCUUGCCGCCGUUCCUGCUGGUUCUUGCCGGGAACAUCAAGGCCAUCGAUCACAGGUGGAACCAGCACGGUCUCGGCGGCGACAACAUUCUAGGAAAAUGCCGGAGCUUGCAUCCCGGGCCGAUCAGUCUUCUUCACUGGAGCGGCAAGGGGAAGCCAUGGCUGAGGCUGGAUUCCAGGAAGCCCUGCACAGUAGACUAUCUCUGGGCUCCUUACGAUCUCUACCGUUCUUCCAAGCACACUUUUGACGAGUAG